Messenger RNA from Hydra vulgaris (swiftwater hydra), 1775 nucleotides. RefSeq lists its product as uncharacterized. NCBI's taxonomy places the organism in Eukaryota, Metazoa, Cnidaria, Hydrozoa, Anthoathecata, Hydridae. The record is from RefSeq and is a predicted model, not a curated record.
UUUGCACACACUGCAUAAUGCUUUUCGAAAAGCAAUUAAUGUUGUCGGUGAGGAUGCUGAGCAGCUUGCAUUUGAUUUACAUACCUGGUUCAAGAAUGCACCCUGUAAAAUAAAAGAUUUCAAAAAAUUAUCAGAUUGCAUUUUUAUUGACGAUGAAACAUUGUUUCUUCGUUUUAUCAAUACUAGAUGGCUUACUCUUUCUUCUUCACUUAUAAAGGUUCUAUUAAAGUGGGAAGACACCAAGAAAUAUUUUUUGGAAUAUGUUCCAAAACAAAAGGAGUAUAAAAAACACUGACAAACAACAAGCGUUAUAUUCGGAUUCAAAGAAGUCUUAAGGCAACUGAAAAUGAGUUACUUGUGUCCAUCAAAUUCCUUAUUGGUUUAGCUCCCUUGUUUGAGAAAUACUUGACAAAAUUUCAAGAUGAAGGACCACUUGUUCAUAUUUUAUUUUAUAAAAUGAAAAAUCUUUUAAUAUCUUUAAUGAAACGUUUUCUUCAGCCGACUGCUGUUAAUGGAAAGCUUACCAAAGAUCUUUUAAAAAUUGAUUCUUCCGAUUUAACUAUCCAUUUGAAUAAAAUGGACUUUGGUGAGGAAGCUAAAAACCAGGUGAACAAAAUAUCAUGUGAAAAAAAAAGAUAUGUCUGCUUACAGCAAAUGAGAUAUGGAUAUAUAUCUGUUGUAAAACACUUGCAAAAAAAACUUCCACUUGAUUCGCAGAUAUUAAAAGAUAUGACUUGUUUGGGUGCUCAAAUGAGAUCAGAACCUUGGACUUUUAAUGCAAUUGGGAGAAUAGCAGUUAUGAUGCCACAUGUAAUUACGGAAAGGGAGGUAUCAUUUGUGAAAGAUGAAUGGAAAUUAUACCAAGCAGCUAAUAUAUCAAAAGACUGGUAUCUAGAUUCUGAUACAAAAAAACUAAAAAGAGUAGACCAUUAUUGGGUUAAAGUUUUUGAAAGUAUGGAAAAAACUUUAGCCCAAUGAAUAUGGAAAAACAAAGUAUGGGCAUCUCAGUAAAGUUGUUAAGAGCUGUUUAACAAUUCAGAAUGGAAAUGCCAGUGCUGGGCGAAGUUUAUCUGGUAACAAAAAUACAUUGACUCCUAGGAGAGUAAAUCUAAAUGAUGAAACAUUAAUGGCUUUGAGAAUAUCAAAAGAAUAUGCAAGAAGUUGCAAAGGAGCAUAAAAUGUUGAUGCACUCUCCAAAGACGUUGUUCAAGCUGUUCAAAAUGCUCAUAAAAUAUAUAAAAAAAGAAAAGCUGAAAAAGACAAAGAAAAAAGAAAAAAUUAUAUUCAUGAGCAAGAACUAAUGAAUAAAGAAAAAGAACAGAAAGAAAUGCUUGAAAAAUUUGAAAAUAAAAAUAAAAAUUUAGAUCAACAGGAAAAAAGUCUAAAGAAUGAUGAAAAAAAUGCAGAUUUUGAGUUUCAGCUUGCUCAGAGAAUGUCAGCUUGCUCAGAGAAUGCUUAAUGAAGUAGCAAAAUCUAUGCAAAGUGAAGGAAGGAAUGAAGAAAGGAAGACAUGAUGGGUAUAAAAAUUGCCCAUGAAAUGAUAAACAGCGCAAAAAGAAGUCUUGAAAAUGCUACAUCUCAUAGAAAUGAACAGAAAAAGUUGAGAGAAAAUAUUGGUUUAAAACGUAAAAGUGAAAUGGAUAGAAUAAUUAAGCGUUGCAAAAAAUUAAAGUAGUCGUUAAAAGUUUGAAAGUUUUUGUAAAUAUAAUAGAGCUUGAACUGUUGGUUCAGUUAUAAUUAGUUAGCAAAAUUUAUUUAUGUUAAUUAUUUUAGAU